CUCUAACAAGGAAGACAUUGUCCCGCCCAGGCAGGAAAUGGGUGCGUUUGUUUGCAUGUUUGAGUCAAAGUCUUCGUUGCACUGAAACCAAAGGCAUCUCAGGGGGAAAUCUGUUAGCUGAAAAAGUUGUCAAGUAAAUUAUUCUUGGGUUCUCUAAAAGGGGAAGACAAUGUUUUGCACCCUGCUGGUUUUAGGGGCGCUGGUCGGAGCUGCCUACAUAUACCAUCAUAUUAUUGUGAAAGGAAAGCAGUGCACAAGCCAAGUCAAGCUGCAUGGAAAGACUGUCAUUGUGACAGGCAGCAACACGGGCAUUGGAAAGACGACAGCGAUAGACUUGGCGAAAAGAGGAGCCAGGGUCAUUCUGGCAUGUCGCAGCCAACAGAGAGGAGAAGCCGCACUCAAAGAAAUAAAGAGCGAGAGUGGCAGCAACCAGGUUGUGUUCAUGCAGUUGGAUCUGGGGAGUCUGAAAUCUGUUCGUAGCUUUGCUGAAACCUUCUUGAGAAGCGAACCCAGACUAGACAUUCUCAUCAAUAAUGCAGGUGUUUACCUGCAGGGCCGGACAACAGACGGUUUAGGGAUGAUGUUUGGUGUCAAUCACAUCGGACACUUCCUAUUGACCAACCUUUUGCUGGACCGUCUGAAGGAGUGUGAACCAAGCCGGGUGGUCAUUGUGUCGUCCCUGGCGCAUAACUUUGGAAAAAUCGACUUUGACUGCCUCAACAAACACAAAGCUCUGGGCCUCGGGACUUCACCCACAGAGGUUUUCCAAGUCUACUCUGAUAGCAAGCUGUGCAAUGUCCUCUUCACACACGAGCUGGCCAAGAGACUACAAGGAACCAAAGUCACUUGUUACACCCUCCAUCCAGGAGCUAUCAACUCUGAGUUGGCUAGGAACACUAACACAUUGCUGCAAAUCCUGCUGAAGCCCAUGACUGCCUACUUCUUCAAAAACACCGUCCAGGGAUCCCAGACCACCCUUCACUGUGCUCUGGAGGAGGGGAUCGAACCUCUCAGUGGACGUUAUUUCUCCAACUGCACAGUGCGAGAAGUCUAUGCCAAAGCCAAGGAUGAUGCUGCAGCUAAGAAGCUGUGGGAAAUCAGCGAGAGAAUGUGUGAUCUGGCAUAAAAUCAUUCACAACUGAUUUGAUUCCGCACAUUUAGUUGAUCUUGUUUUCUACUAAAAUGUCAAUUAUUGGAAAGUGUUCUCCUGGAGGUUCAUUGGCAUGUUGCCAUUUGCAGUCACUGCUUGUCACACGCACGCACACACACACACACACACACACACACACACACACACACACAUUUAUUACAAACAACAC
Messenger RNA from Dunckerocampus dactyliophorus (ringed pipefish), 1319 nucleotides. Its product is annotated as dehydrogenase/reductase SDR family member 13-like. Bases 170 to 1126 code for a protein of 318 amino acids. The transcript has 5 exons. The record is from RefSeq and is a predicted model, not a curated record. Lineage: Eukaryota; Metazoa; Chordata; Actinopteri; Syngnathiformes; Syngnathidae.